This is a messenger RNA of Dromiciops gliroides (monito del monte), 639 nucleotides long. Its product is annotated as BCL2/adenovirus E1B 19 kDa protein-interacting protein 3-like. Gene Ontology annotation, biological process: positive regulation of apoptotic process; mitochondrial outer membrane permeabilization. Gene Ontology annotation, cellular component: mitochondrial envelope; nucleus; mitochondrial outer membrane. The coding region runs from base 1 to 591 and encodes 196 amino acids. NCBI's taxonomy places the organism in Eukaryota, Metazoa, Chordata, Mammalia, Microbiotheria, Microbiotheriidae. The transcript has a single exon. The record is from RefSeq and is a predicted model, not a curated record.
AUGGCACAGAGUGGGCAGCCAAUGCCACCGCCCGAGGAGAACCUGCAGGGCUCUUGGGUGGAGCUGCACUUCAGCAGUAACAGCAAUGGCCACAGUGCAGUGCCAACUUCAAUCUCGGUCUAUAAUGGCGACAUGGAAAAGAUUCUUCUGGAUGCACAGCACGAGUCUGGACGCAGCAGUUCCAAGAAUUCUCACUGUGACAGCCCUCCUCGGUCACAGACACCCCAGGAUAUUUACAGAACCUCUGAAGCAGAUACUCACAGCCUUGGAGAGAAGAAUAGUUCCCAGUCUGAAGAGGAUUACAUGGAAAGACGGAAAGAAGUGGAGAGCAUCCUGAAGAAAAACUCAGACUGGAUUUGGGACUGGUCCAGCUGGCCUGAAAACAUUCCCCCAAAGGAGUUUCUUUCCAAGCCCCCAAAGCGCUUGGCCACCCUCAGCAUGAGAAACACGAGCGUCAUGAAAAAGGGAGGCAUCUUCUUGGCAGAGUUUUUGAAGGUUUUCCUCCUGACCCUGAUGCUCUCUCACUUCCUUGCCAUUGGUCUGGGGAUCUACAUUGGAAGACAUCUCACCACCUCUACCAGCACCUUCUAGGGUGGGCCAAGCAGCAAGCAGAGGCAGUGGUCUCUGAGCAUGCAGAAU